This is a messenger RNA of Prunus armeniaca (apricot), 1005 nucleotides long. The record is from the annotation of a GenBank genome assembly. Lineage: Eukaryota; Viridiplantae; Streptophyta; Magnoliopsida; Rosales; Rosaceae.
AUGCAUGAUAUUUGCAAUUAUGAUGCAUACUUUGUUCAAAAGUGUGAUGCUGCUGGGGUUUUGGGACUUUUUCCAGAGCAAAAGCUUAUAGCUGUUAUACGACUGUUGGCGUAUGGUUCAUCUGCUGAUCAGGUGGAUGAGAUUGCCCGGAUAGGGAAGUCCACUACGUUGGAGGCCUUGGUAAGAUUUUGUGAUGCAGUCGAAACUCUGUACACUAGGGACUACCUGCGCAAACCUACUCCUAUGGACCUCCAACGGCUUCUACAAAAAGCCGAAGCUCAAGGAUUUCCAGGAAUGAUUAGUAGCAUCGAUUGCAUGCACUCGCAAUGGAAGAAUUGCCUAACUGCUUGGCAAGGAGAUUACGGAAAUAGAAAAGGCCAAAAAAGAGUUGCCGGAUCCCAAAAUGACCUCAAUGUGCUGGGUCAAUCCCCGGUCUUCAACGAUGUUUUGAGAGGUGAAGGCUCGAAUAUCACCUAUCAAAUCAACAAUAUAGUGUACCAGACAGGGUGUUAUCUAGCUAACGACAUCUACCCGAGGUGGACCACAUUUGUCAAAUCCAUUAUGAAUCCUCGAUCCCAGAAGCAAAGAUUAUUUGCUUCCUAUCAAGAAGGAUACAGGAAAGAUGUUGAAAAGUGUUUUGGCAUCCUCCAAGCUCGGUGGUUGAUUAUUCGAGGUGCGGCACAUAUGUUUGAUGAGGAGCUCCUGAGAAGCAUUAUGAUGACUUGCAUCAUCCUCCAUAAAAUGAUUGUGGAGGAUGAGUAUGAUUACGAUGUUGCAGAGGUCUACGAACCGGAUCCCAUUAACACGGCCUUGACACGAAUUUAUGAAAGGUCCAUGGGGCCAAGUGGAGAACCGUUUGAGCCAGAUCCGUUGGUUAGAGAUUGUCGUUUCAUGACCCGUAUGAUAGAUCGAUAUACAGAGAUGAAAUCUUCGUAUAUUCAUGAAAGGCGUCAACUUGACUUGAUGGAGCAUCUAUGGGCGGUGAAAGGCAAUGAAGGUGAAUGA